AUGGCUCUGUUUAUUUUCUGGAAGGACAACACCACACCGGGUCAGUUACUGGCCGAGGAAAUUGAAUUUGUAAGGGCAAUUGCCCCUGCCGGGCAGUUCCCGGUCCAUGACUGCCCGACAGACGUUCCACUCAGUCAACGUUGCUUCGUGAUUUUCACGGAUGCUGCGGGAUAUAUCGAAAACACAAAUCGCUCGCUGAUGUUCUGGUGCACACUGGCGCUGAUGUAUGUGGCCAUGGCGCUUGUCACCAGAAAAUAUCCCACGUCUCCCGGAAAAAUGAAACUGAUUCGUUUGACGGCGGAUGAUACACGCCUGAAAGAGAUUUAUUCCGCAAAUAAUACCGACACAUCUGAAAAGGAGUGA
This is a messenger RNA of Cooperia oncophora, 363 nucleotides long. Lineage: Eukaryota; Metazoa; Nematoda; Chromadorea; Rhabditida; Trichostrongylidae. The record is from the annotation of a GenBank genome assembly.